AUGCAGAAAGUGGCGACCCGGAAGCAAAGGGAAGCAAAAGGCGAAGCAGUGCUUGCAACGCGGCUGGCAGCGGUCGGCUACGAAGGCCAGGCCAAAUCCGAAGCUCUACGCCUGGCCCACCAGCAGCGCGCCUCGCGCCUCGUCACAGAGAAGAACGAGCGCUUGGCCGAGGAUGUUGCGACUCGCCGCGCAAUGCGCGAGGAGCGAGCAGCAGCGGCUGCAAGCAGACGAUGCCUCUCCGAGGCUCGUGCACGAUUUGUGCGGCGUUGGCCGCAACCUGAAGAGGCGCUCGACUCAACCCCGUCCUCCUUGCCAAGCCUGCUGGCCGACGAUCCGGUCGUUCGGCGGGCGAAGGCGCUUUGUAGCGGAGCUGCGCAGGCAGUCGCCCAGCUUGAGGAGCAGAACCAGCUGCUCAGAGCGAAGCCCACGCUGCAGGUCAUUAGGCCCGAGCCCAAAGAGCCCAAAAUCCCUUCGCGGGGGCCCACGCCGAUGCCCAGCAACGAGGAGCUCAUUGCGAAGGCAAAGGAGCUCCUGGCAGAUUACAAGCCAGAGAAACUUCGGCAGCCGGCUUCGGGCCGAACUUCUUCGGCUCGGACUACUGCAGCCUCAGCGGAGAGCUCCACCAGGAACUCGCCACGGCACGGUGCUGGAGGUGGUGGAGAUCUUACUGCUCUCCAGCGUGCUAGACAGCAAUGUGCCGAUGUGUGU
This is a messenger RNA of Symbiodinium sp. CCMP2456, 708 nucleotides long. The record is from the annotation of a GenBank genome assembly. Lineage: Eukaryota; Dinophyceae; Suessiales; Symbiodiniaceae.